Loa loa (African eye worm) is the source of this 438-nucleotide messenger RNA. RefSeq lists its product as hypothetical. The transcript has 3 exons. Gene Ontology annotation, cellular component: membrane. The record is from RefSeq and is a predicted model, not a curated record. Gene Ontology annotation, biological process: monoatomic ion transport. Lineage: Eukaryota; Metazoa; Nematoda; Chromadorea; Rhabditida; Onchocercidae. The coding region runs from base 10 to 438 and encodes 142 amino acids.
UUAUUUACAAUGAUUAUGGUUUCAAUCAGUGUUGUUGUUACUGUCAUUUCAUUGAAUUUACAUUUUCGAAGGCCGACAACACAUCAAAUGCCUGAUUGGAUCAAAUGGCUAUUCCUAAGGAUAUUACCCAAAUUAUUAUUUAUGCGACGACCAGUAAUGAUUGAAACUGAUGAAGCAUUACGUAAAGCUGGUCAUCGACGAGGAGUAUUAUGUGAAAAUGUCAUUAUUAAUCGUCAUGAAGGAAAAGUAAAUUGUGAUACAUGCACUAAUGCAAAUAUGCAAAUUAAUGAAAAAAUACAAAAACUUUAUCGUUCACCGUAUGUUAUCAAGGCAUUCGAGAAUGUUUGCUUUAUCGCGGAAAUAUUAAAGAAGAAAGAUCGUGAAUCAAUGGUAAAUGUUAUUUUAAAUUAUAUUUAUAUGAAAUUAAUUUAUAUUUGA